AUAAACCAAGAUCUUACCAUGAUUGCAAUUUUAGAGAGACGCAAAAGUACAAGCCUGUGGGGUUGCUUCUGCAACUGGAUAACUAGCACCGAAAACCGUCUUUACAUCGGAUGGUUCGGUGUUUUGAUGAUCCCUACCUUAUUGACCGCAACUUUCAUAUUUAUUAAUGCCUUCAUCGCUGCCCCUCUAGUAGAUAUUGAUGGUAUUCGUGAGCCUGUUUCUGGUUCUUUACUUUAUGGAAACAAUAUUAUCUCUUGUGCCAUUAUUCCUACUUUUGCAGCGAUCGGAUUGCAUUUUUACCCAAUUUGGGAAGCUGCAUCUGUUGAUGAAUGGUUAUACAAUGGUGGUCCUUAUGAGCUAAUUGUUCUACACUUCUUACUUGGUGUAGCUUGUUAUAUGGGUCGUGAGUGGGAACUUAGUUUCCGUCUGGGUAUGCGUCCUUGGAUUGUUGUUGCAUAUUCAGCUCUUGUUGCAGCUGCUACUACUGUUUUCUUGAUUUACCCUAUUGGUCAAGGAAGUUUCUCUGAUGGUAUGCCUUUAGGAAUAUCUAGUACUUUCAACUUUGUGAUUGUAUUCCAGGCGGAGCACAACAUCCUUAUGCAUCCAUUCCACAUGUUAGGUGUAGCUGGUAUAUUCGGCGGUUCCCUAUUCAGUGCUAUGCAUGGUUCCUUGGUAACCUCUAGUUUGAUCAGGGAAACUACUAAAAAUGAAUCUGCUAAUGAGGGUUACAAAUUUGGUCAAGAGGAAGAGACUUAG
This is a messenger RNA of Phragmites australis (common reed), 756 nucleotides long. RefSeq names its product photosystem II protein D1-like. Gene Ontology annotation, biological process: photosynthetic electron transport in photosystem II; photosynthesis, light reaction. Gene Ontology annotation, cellular component: chloroplast thylakoid membrane; photosystem II. The record is from RefSeq and is a predicted model, not a curated record. The transcript has a single exon. Bases 19 to 756 code for a protein of 245 amino acids. Lineage: Eukaryota; Viridiplantae; Streptophyta; Magnoliopsida; Poales; Poaceae.